GAUCCCUUUCAAAGAUGGCCGCCCUGUUGUUUUGAUGAAUAAUACUUGGUGGGGCGAGGGGGUAAGAGUAGGGGUGGAGGGGUAGGAGGAUUUACUCUUCCAGCCAGAGCAUCGCGAGUCCGGUCCUCCCCCUCCCCCUUGCCCAGGCUCCGGCGUGGAGGCGGGGCGUGGCCGGCCUGCUUUGGGAGGGGAGGAGCUUCCCUCCUCAGUGCUGGGCUCUGCCUGGGCGGCUCUGGGGUCGCCUUGCCUCGGGGCACCCACUCUGCAGUUGAACACUUCCCGCCAGGGGGAAAGGGCUGGAAGGAGAGCACGAUCUGCUGGAGGAAGCGCAGCUGCCGCGCCACCACCACGAAGACACAGUAGGCUCCGGGCACGAGGAGAGCUGGAGACCGAGCUCCCUAGUCUGGGUAACCUGGGAAGCAGAGGGUAAAAAGUGGCGCCUUACGAUAACCCUGUAGCAGCAGCAGUGGCGGUCAAAGGAGGCUGGUCGUGGCGUAAGCAGCUGUAGGAGUCUCUGGGGCAAUUGCAGUGACCGACGCCAAGGCAUUUCACUGCCCCUCGUGUUCUUAUUUUUUAACCUCUGACUAUGCAGUUCUGAAACCUCCCCCAUUCGGGGGACCAGACAGCCCGAUAGACACCUUCCACUCUCCUCCCGCCCUGGUCUCAAAGAACAGAAGAUCUCUCCUUAACGCCUUUCACCAUUAAGAGGAAAGCGAUGGAGGAGCUGAGCGCUGACGAGAUCCGACGGAGGCGCCUCGCACGACUUGCUGGUGGACAGACCUCCCAGCCAACCACCCCGCUCACCUCUCCCCAGAGGGAGAACCCUCCGGGGCCUCCUAUAGCAGCAUCAGCCCCAGGCCCGUCCCAGAGUCUUGGUCUCAAUGUCCACAACAUGACCCCAGCUACCUCCCCCAUAGGUGCAUCAGGAGUAGCCCAUCGAAGCCAGAGCAGUGAAGGAGUCAGUUCUCUCAGCAGCUCGCCCUCCAAUAGCCUUGAAACACAAUCUCAGUCUCUCUCACGUUCCCAGAGCAUGGAUAUCGAUGGAGUCUCUUGUGAAAAAAGCAUGUCCCAGGUGGAUGUGGAUUCGGGUAUUGAAAAUAUGGAAGUUGAUGAAAAUGACCGAAGAGAAAAAAGGAGCCUCAGCGAUAAGGAGCCUUCAUCAGGUUCUGAAGUGUCUGAAGAACAGGCCUUACAGCUGGUCUGUAAGAUCUUCCGUGUCUCCUGGAAGGACCGGGACAGAGAUGUCAUCUUUCUUUCUUCUCUUUCUGCACAAUUUAAGCAGAACCCAAAAGAAGUGUUCUCUGAUUUUAAGGACUUGAUUGGCCAGAUUUUAAUGGAAGUGCUAAUGAUGUCCACUCAGACUAGAGAUGAAAACCCAUUUGCCAGUCUGACAGCCACAUCCCAGCCAAUUGCAGCGGCAGCUCGGUCACCAGACAGAAAUCUCAUGCUAAAUACCGGCUCCAAUCCAGGAACAAGCCCCAUGUUCUGCAGCGUGGGUUCCUUCGGUGCCAGCUCUUUAUCUAGCUUGGGAGCCUCUGGUGGGGCAAGUACUUGGGAUUCCUACAGCGACCAUUUCACCAUUGAGACGUGCAAAGAGACAGAUAUGCUGAACUACCUCAUCGAGUGUUUUGACCGAGUUGGAAUAGAGGAAAAAAAAGCACCGAAGAUGUGCAGCCAGCCAGCAGUCAGCCAGCUUCUGAGCAACAUCCGCUCACAGUGCAUAUCCCAUACUGCGUUAGUACUACAAGGGUCCCUCACACAACCAAGGUCCCUGCAGCAGCCAUCCUUCCUGGUGCCGUACAUGCUGUGUAGGAAUCUUCCAUACGGCUUCAUUCAAGAACUGGUGAGAACCACUCACCAGGAUGAAGAAGUGUUCAAGCAGAUCUUUAUCCCCAUUUUACAAGGCCUGGCUCUUGCUGCCAAAGAGUGCUCCCUCGAUAGUGACUACUUUAAAUACCCCCUCAUGGCUUUAGGUGAGCUCUGUGAAACCAAGUUUGGAAAGACACACCCUGUGUGCAAUUUGGUUGCUUCUUUGCCUUUGUGGUUGCCUAAAUCCUUAAGCCCUGGCUCCGGGCGGGAGCUGCAGAGACUCUCGUAUUUGGGGGCUUUCUUUAGCUUCUCAGUCUUUGCAGAAGAUGAUGCAAAAGUGGUUGAAAAAUAUUUCUCAGGGCCUGCCAUUACCCUGGAAAACACUCGUGUGGUGAGCCAAUCACUGCAGCAUUACUUGGAGCUGGGAAGGCAAGAGCUUUUCAAGAUUCUGCAUAGUAUUUUGUUAAACGGAGAAACCCGUGAGGCUGCUCUUGGUUACAUGGCAGCUGUCGUCAAUGCCAAUAUGAAGAAAGCACAGAUGCAGACGGAUGAUAGGUUGGUAUCUACAGACGGAUUGAUGCUGAAUUUCCUUUGGGUGCUGCAGCAGCUAAGCACAAAGAUCAAGUUAGAGACGGUCGACCCCACGUACAUAUUCCACCCGAGGUGUCGGAUUACUCUUCCCAGCGAUGAGACGAGAGUGAAUGCAACGAUGGAGGACGUGAAUGACUGGCUGACUGAACUUUAUGGAGAUCAACCUCCAUUUUCUGAGCCGAAAUUCCCUACGGAAUGCUUCUUUCUUACCCUGCACGCCCACCAUCUCUCAAUUCUGCCGGGUUGCCGACGCUACAUCCGCAGGCUCCGGGCCAUCCGGGAGCUCAACAGAACUGUGGAAGAUUUGAAAAACAAUGAAAGCCAAUGGAAAGACUCCCCACUGGCAGCUAGACACCGUGAAAUGCUGAAGCGCUGCAAAACUCAGCUUAAGAAACUGGUACGAUGCAAGGCCUGUGCUGACGCUGGUCUGCUUGACGAGGGCUUCCUGAGAAGAUGUCUGCAUUUCUACGGCCUUCUCAUUCAGCUGCUGCUCCGCAUCCUGGACCCUGCGUAUCCCGCUGUCACACUGCCUUUAAGUUCAGAUGUCCCCAAGGUAUUUGCAGCAUUGCCUGAGUUUUAUGUAGAAGAUGUUGCUGAAUUUUUAUUUUUUAUUGUACAAUACUCUCCUCAGGUGCUUUAUGAGCCCUGUACUCAGGAUAUUGUGAUGUUCCUCGUUGUGAUGUUGUGUAACCAGAACUACAUCCGAAAUCCGUAUCUGGUGGCCAAACUCGUAGAAGUCAUGUUUAUGACUAACCCUGCUGUUCAGCCACGGACCCAGAAGUUUUUUGAAAUGAUUGAGAACCAUCCUCUCUCCACCAAGCUGUUGGUCCCUUCCCUGAUGAAGUUUUAUACAGAUGUUGAGCAUACCGGAGCCACCAGCGAGUUCUAUGACAAGUUCACCAUUCGCUAUCAUAUUAGCACCAUUUUUAAAAGCCUUUGGCAAAAUAUAGCUCACCAUGGCACCUUUAUGGAGGAGUUCAAUUCCGGGAAGCAGUUUGUCCGCUAUAUAAACAUGCUGAUAAACGACACGACAUUUUUGCUCGAUGAAAGCCUGGAGUCUCUGAAGCGGAUCCACGAAGUGCAAGAAGAGAUGAAGAACAAAGAACAGUGGGACCAGCUGCCCCGGGACCAGCAGCAGGCCCGCCAGUCCCAGCUCGCUCAGGAUGAACGCGUUUCACGCUCGUAUCUUGCCCUGGCGACAGAAACCGUGGACAUGUUCCAUAUCCUCACCAAGCAGGUCCAGAAGCCGUUCCUCAGACCUGAACUCGGACCCCGAUUGGCUGCAAUGCUGAACUUUAAUCUUCAGCAACUCUGUGGUCCUAAGUGCCGUGACCUGAAAGUUGAAAACCCUGAGAAAUAUGGCUUUGAACCAAAGAAGCUGUUGGACCAACUGACGGAUAUUUACUUGCAGCUGGACUGUGCCCGGUUCGCUAAAGCCAUUGCUGACGACCAGAGAUCCUACAGCAAAGAAUUGUUUGAAGAAGUUAUUUCGAAGAUGCGGAAGGCAGGGAUCAAAUCCACAAUAGCGAUAGAGAAGUUUAAACUUCUGGCUGAGAAGGUGGAGGAGAUCGUGGCCAAGAACGCACGUGCAGAAAUCGACUACAGUGACGCCCCAGACGAGUUCAGAGACCCUCUGAUGGACACCCUGAUGACUGACCCCGUGCGGCUGCCCUCUGGCACCAUCAUGGACCGCUCCAUCAUCCUGCGGCACUUGCUAAACUCCCCCACGGACCCCUUCAACCGACAGACGCUGACAGAGAGCAUGCUGGAACCAGUGCCAGAACUGAAAGAACAGAUUCAUGCCUGGAUGAGAGAGAAACAGAACAAUGAUCAUUAAACCAUCCCCCUUGCCCACCCUCUGCGAGAAACAGCCAAGGCCGGCGAGGCAGGCCGGAGCAGCGUCGGCGGUGCAAAUGCUGUUCACGUGUUGGAGGCCAGAAGUGGCAAAAUACACCAAGAGCCCACCCAGAGUGACCAAACAGUGGAGACCCGAAAGGACAUGAAUAAGAAGAGGAGCCCAAUUCCUGUACAUAUAUUUAAGUGACAGACGUGGUCAAAAGCUUGAGGGAUACGUUUUAUGAUUGCUUGUGUAAUAGAGCACGUCCUUCAUGUGUCACAAUUUGGGGCUUUUGCUGCGGAAGUCUUUUAGUGAUCGAUGAUGAAUGGGUCUGGGCAGCAUCCCCUUAAUGUUUUUUUUUUGUUUUGUUUUGUUUUUCCUAAAUCCAGUAUCCAUUGAUUUUGAUUGUGAUUAGAGAACCUUGGACAUUUUGCUGCUAAGAAUCUUCCCCCCGCCCCCCGCCGGCCCCAUCCUGAUCCUACUUGCACUGCUGUGGAUUUUUUUUAAGAGAAGCAAAAACAAAAAUAAACUCUUUUCCCUGGCCCUCCAAACAUAUAUUCUGUGAGAUAACUGUGCCUGCAACAAAGUGUUAAUCCUGGGAUCGUAUUUUUAUAUCAUAUUCACAUAUUUGUUUUUUUAAUUGGUGUUAGAUGACAUGAUUAAUAAAAAAGGCAAGAUAUUUUCAGAAUUUGAAUUUCAGUUUUUUUUUUUUUAUUAUUUUGAAAUGUCCCUUAAAAUUUUUUUUUAUUCUAAACAAAAUGAAGAGAAUCCUGUUGCUCUGGUCCUGGUAGUAAGUCCACGAUUAGGAAUCUGAGGAACAGCUGCAGCAAAGGACGCGUUUAAGUGUAUCAGGAUUUCGCAUCUUACGGUUUGGGAGGGGGUUGGGGUUUUUUUAAUGCUAUGUGACAGUUGGAAACCUUUAUAGUUAUCUGCGAGGGUAAAUAAAUUCCUCAACCCUUGAGUCUGUGAGUUCAAGGCAGGGGUCGUUUGUAUGAUGUGUCCUGUGGGGCUUGGCCUUACCAAAGCAAAAAAGGGGUGCAAGAAAUGUGGAAGUACGUCUGCUUGUAAAAACACACACGAAGAAAAACACACCCACACACACGCACAUAAACAUAAGAUUUUUUGUAUUACUGCUCCCCACUUACCAUACUCGGAUUCUUGAAUCUCCUUUGGGGUAAAAAAGGAUUUGAAACCAUAAAGUGUUUUGAAGAAAUUAAGUCUACAAAAACAUACUUUCUUUUUCUUUUCCUUUCUUCCCCGCUCCACAGACAAUGUCCUCUGUUCAGUUCCUAACGCAAACUACAAUAAAUGGUGAUACACA
Molecule: messenger RNA, 5558 nt
Organism: Balaenoptera musculus (blue whale)
Lineage: Eukaryota; Metazoa; Chordata; Mammalia; Artiodactyla; Balaenopteridae
Gene: UBE4B
Product: ubiquitination factor E4B
Exons: 27
Coding region: 716-4237 (1173 amino acids)
Biological process (GO): protein polyubiquitination
Cellular component (GO): nucleus; cytoplasm; ubiquitin ligase complex
Molecular function (GO): ubiquitin-ubiquitin ligase activity
Source: RefSeq, a predicted model, not a curated record